AUAGAGUUCGAUACUUUAUACGGUACGAGGUGAUAGGUUUUGUUGUCAUGGGGUUGAACGCGUUUGGUGGAGUGAGGAAUUACUGAAGUCGGACAUUGGGGGACAGGAAAAGCGAGAGAGUGUGUGGAGUUGGGGUUUCCGCCGGAGGUAUUGACGAUGGGUCAUGACGAGAGGUUGUUUGUGAGCGGUGGCGGUGGCCCUAGCGCGGCAGGCGUGCCAAAUAGGUUGGUGGAGUGUCGAAUGGACAAAGACAGAGUCAGAAUAAGAGUGGAGGCGGUGUAUGACACGGGAGAAUCGCCGAUAAUGUCUAUGGCAUAUCACCCAUCGGAAGAUCGCCUGGCAUGCGGUGUGGAUGAUGUGUGUCACGUGUAUGCGGUGACAAGAGACGGAUUAGAAUGGGAAAAGAAGGUGGUGACGAGUCUCGAGGAUGGAGAAUAUCAGAAGUGCGUUAGGUUUAAACCGGACGGAAGGGACAUGGUGACAUCUGGAACAGAUGGCAUGGUGAAAAUUUGGCCGUUGCAAGAUAAUGGGGUGAAAAGGACCAUCAAUGCGCACAAGUGUGCGGAAACUGAUUGGGACAAGGAAACGAUCGACCUGGACGUGACAAACAAGGUUGUGCUGACAGUAACAAAAAAUGCAUGCAAGGUUUAUAAAUACGAUGAGGGAUACAUGCUAGAGAGCUUGCCAAGGGAGGCGGAAUGCUAUUUUCGAGGGGCUAAGUUUUCGCCAGAAAUAUCUGAGGUGGUUGACUCUAUGCCGCGGUACGUCUAUACUUGUGAAUACAAGCCCUUGACGAAGAUGUGGAUCAAAAGAUACGAAACAAAUAAAUGGACAUGCGAAAAGGGGUUGGCCGUUCAAUUCGCAAAGGACCACCCGACUUCUUUCUGUCUGAGUCGGAAUGGGAAGUUGUUAGCAGUUGGGACUGCAGAAGGGUUCAUUCGAGUUUACGACGCCUCGUCGAUGCAGGAGAUGGCAAGAGUGAGCGUCCAUCGCUUCUAUAUACCUGAUAUGGUCAUAUUAGAAGCUGGUUCUGGCAUUUCUUCCGGCUCUUUUCGCACGAGCGCAACAUGCAAGAUUGCAUCAGUUUCUGGAGACGGCACGCUUAAGCUAACUACGGUCAAGAUGAGGGGCGUACGCACUUGGACACUGGCCUUCUGGAUAGCGGUGUUUGUCACGUGGAUACUCUGGUUUUUUGGAGCCGAGUUUCGGGACUUCUAUAAAUAA
Molecule: messenger RNA, 1224 nt
Organism: Schistocerca gregaria
Lineage: Eukaryota; Metazoa; Arthropoda; Insecta; Orthoptera; Acrididae
Exons: 2
Coding region: 157-1224 (355 amino acids)
Biological process (GO): protein secretion
Cellular component (GO): endoplasmic reticulum membrane
Molecular function (GO): GTPase activator activity; guanyl-nucleotide exchange factor activity; protein binding
Source: RefSeq, a predicted model, not a curated record